AUUGACGGAUAUUUUGAAGAGGAACUGAGAGGAAUGACUGUGAAAACAUCUGUCAACAUUGCAGUAAAUAAUAAAAUAGUAUUCAUUGUGGUCCUGAACCCUAUCUCAGAUUAUACAUUGAGAAUUGAAAUUUGAUUAAUCAGCAGAAAGUUAAUUACGGUGCGUGCGACAUGUCCCGGUCAGGUUAGAGAGGAGAAGAGUGACGUUACGAUGAUCAACAUCAGCGAGAUAGCGCAACGAUAGCAUCACUGACGACGAUGACAAUGACACGUGUUGUCACGAAUGAGGCAUAGUUAGGACGUUAAUCCCGACUGCGUGUAAAAGCGACGACGGUAUUGUACACGUCGUUGGAAAGAAACGGCGUUACGCGAAGUCGUUCUGAUCGAAGAAGAAGACGAUUCUGGGAAAGAUGCCGUUAGUCGUGAGAAACUGCCCGCAUCUGGCCAACCGCAGCGAUCUCGCCUUCAUCGAGGCGAUGAUGACGCGGGAGGAGCGUUUCGCCAAGUGUAGCGAUUGCGACAUUUCGGGACCGAAUCUCUGGCUUUGCCUGUUCCCCGACUGCCGCUGGAUCGGCUGCGCCGAGACGCAUCUCGACCACAGUACCAUUCAUAAUCAGAACUAUCCGAGCCACUGCGCUCACAUGAAUCUGUCUACCAAGAGAAUCUGGUGUUAUGCUUGCAAGAGCGAAGCUAUCGCCAAACAUGUGCCGUCACCUCCAUUGUCACCUACGCAAGUAGAGUUCAAAACUAUGAACAACAAGUUUGCCGGGGACGCACCUGGUGGUAGCCUCGACUCUAAACUGGAUGGCUUGGACAGAUUGAUGUUUGAUAAAUUUUAUGGAGACUGGUCUGUAAACAGAAUUAAUUCGGAAAAAAUAAAUUCGUUCAAUGAACGAUCCAGAGAUUCCCCCGAUAGUACAGAUUCAGAUGAGAGCAAAGACUUCUCCGGAAAGCCGAGAGGUUUAGUGGGCUUGCAGAAUAUUGGCAACACAUGUUAUAUGAAUGCAGCGCUGCAAGCUCUAUCCAAUGUGUCUCCCUUGACACAAUUCUUCUUGGAAUGCGGUCAUAUAGUCAAUUACAUGUCGAAAGACAGAAAACCUGGGUUGAGUCUAAGCUAUCUGAAUCUCAUUCGGGAUAUGUGGAAUAAAAAGACUAGAGGAUAUGUCGUGCCGCACGGUAUUCUAUCAGGUAUUAGGACAGUCCAUCCUAUGUUCAGAGGAUAUCAUCAACAUGAUACUCAAGAAUUUCUCAGAUGUUUCAUGGAUCAAUUGCACGAGGAGCUGAAAGAGCAUAUCGAAGACGACAGAGAUAUUCAGCUGCGACUUAAAGGACUGGGCGAUCACUCGUCGGAGGACGAGGACGAGACCGAGAUAGACGGCAAUGCGUCCAGUCAAUCCGACGCCGAGUACGAAACUUGUGACUCGGGCGUAAGCGAACAGAGCUCGCUGAGUGACGAAGGUGAACGCGGCACGAAGAGACGGUAUUCUCGAGUGUCGCAGACGGAGAAAUUGCGUAACAAAUUCACCAACAGAAAUUUGAAAAAAUCGAACAUGGAGCCGGGAUUGUCGACGUUUGCUCUACAGCAACGUUCUCCGCAAAACUCACCGGCUAAGCAUCGCACCAAGAAGCAAAUGAAAACGCGCAGCAUUAUCAGCGACACGUUCGAUGGUAAGCUCCUCAGUAGCGUGCAAUGUCUGACGUGCGAUAGAAUUUCCACGCGAGUGGAGACUUUUCAAGAUUUGUCCUUACCCAUUCCGAGUAGAGAUCACAUCGAUAUGUUGCACCAGGGAUCGCUGACACCGCAGAAGGCUGGACCAUGCUCUGACGUAGUCUAUGUGACCAAUCAGUCAGGAUGGAUAUCGUGGUUCCUGCAGUGGAUGCGCUCGUGGUUCUGGGGACCAGUGGUCAGUCUGCACGAUUGCCUAUCUGCAUUUUUUAGCGCUGAUGAGCUCAAAGGCGACAACAUGUAUAGCUGUGAGAAAUGCAAUAAGCUACGCAAUGGCAUAAAAUUCUCCAAAGUUCUGGAACUGCCCGAGAUUUUGUGCGUUCAUUUGAAGAGGUUCCGUCACGAAUUAAUGUUCAGCUCAAAGAUUGCCAACUACGUGUCGUUUCCCCUCGAAGGUCUUGAUAUGCGACCAUAUCUGCAUAAGGAGUGUGUGUCCAAAGUCACAACCUACAAUUUAAUAUCAGUUAUUUGCCAUCACGGUACGGCCGGUGGCGGCCACUACACCUGUUACGCAUUGAAUUCAGUCACCAACAAAUGGUACGAGUUCGACGAUCAGUGCGUGACAGAAGUAUCGCCGGAAACGGUCAAGCACUGCGAGGCAUACGUGCUCUUUUACAAAAAGUGGUCCCCGGAGAUGUCGCAACUGCGUGAUAAAACCAUGGAGCUCAUAGAAAUAUCGUCUCGCGAGCUAUCUGAUUUGAACUUUUUCGUGUCGCGGCAGUGGAUCAACCGCUUCAAUACAUUCUCCGAACCUGGUCCGAUCGAUAACUCCGACUUCCUGUGUCCUCAUGGAGGAGUAAUUCCUGUUAGGGCGCAAUUCGUCGACAAGAUCAGCAUGCCUAUACCACAAGCAGUUUGGGAAUAUUUGUAUAAUGCAUUUGGAGGAGGUCCAGCUUGCACACAUCUAUAUGAAUGUCCAAUCUGUGAAGAAAAGUACGAAUCCUUGCAGAAACGUAGGCAAUAUGAGAUGGAAGUAUUCCAACGGUUGAAUCACACUACUGACAAUCACACAGCUAUCUAUGCAUUAGCUAUGGCUUGGUUGAGGCAAUGGCAGAGUUUCGUCCGAGGCAAAGAGACACAGCCACCAGGACCAAUUGAUAAUAAUUCCAUCGUUGUAAAUAAAAAUGGACAAAAUAGUCUUAAAAUUGGCUCAGAUUACGGCCAAAUUCCCGAAGAGUUGUGGCAAUUUUUCCUGAAUACAUAUGGCGGUGGACCAGAAUUGAUGCUGCAUUCGUGUCAACGACCGGUGCCCGCUCAGCCUAAUGUUUCUAUACAUUCCGUGUCGAAUCCAAAUUUGAUAGAUCCGAAUCUUAAGUGUAAUCGUAUAGAGGCUAAGUCCAACAACAAACUUACUAUGACUAGGAGCUCGGAAACGAUUUCGCAACAAGACAGUGCGAUCGAAAGCCUACUUUCGAGCAGCGACUCCCAUCAGACACAAAGAGACGUGAGUGAAUAAAUCGCAAGUGAAUUUUACGCAACAUCCUGUUCAUUGUGACAAGCAUUUCCAUUGGUUCUUUAAGUUAGCCUGUAAGUAAUCAAAUUAUUAAUUUUUCGCGAAAUUCCGCGUUUUACGCUCAGAAUAGCUUGAUACUUGCUAAAUUUUUAUAGGCGAGAUACUGGAAUGCAUAGUAUCUACGUGUAUUUUUAGUAUCGUGGAAGUAAAACGAUCACCGUCAUUUUGCCAUGAUUUGAAGGAGUAAGACAAUCAGAUAUCUUUGUACUGCAUUUAUGUGCAAAAUUUGUAAAAUUAAAUUCAUUAUGUGCAAUAAAUUCGAAAGUAUCUUCAUCAUAAAGAAAAACUACAUGGGGUUAUAUAAUUUAAGAAAAUUUUUCAUCAACAUGCAACGACAUAUUAAUUUUAUUUGCAACAAAAACUGAAGACAAAAUAUUCGUUUUUGUUAUAGUUCAUUAUUAGAAAAAAUUGUUUAAGAACGCGUUGAAUAUCUGAAUAUGCGAGAGAGAUACAUCCUUUGUUUAUUUCCAAUCAUCGCAAUUUAAAAAAUGGAAUGACAUUGAUUGUUUUAAGUCCAUUACUUUGACACUAUGUGCACCGUAUGACUCGUUCAGCAACGUGGAAUUUCAUCGUACAAUUUCAUUGAUGGGAAUAUUGCAUAUGAUGGGAAACGUAGUUAUAGUACAAAAACAGAUUUGCUAUAGACCGUACAUUAUUUAAAUACAAAUCCUAGCUCGUAUUUUUCGCCCAAAGUCUAGGCCGUAAUACCGCGCGAUUUCGGUAUAGUUGAGGUUCACAUUUUUGAUGUUUAUACAUUCGCCGUGAUGUUGUAUGCGUGUGUGUGUUAUUUCUGCACAGAAAGACAAAUGGGUUUUCUCUUUCUCUCUUUCUUUGUUCCUCAAAGUCAUGUACAUAACAUCGUUACUUCUUUGUUGGUGUUGUAGCAUUUCAUCCCGAAAAAAAAGAGAAAGUGUGGAAGACUGACAAAUCGAUUUUAUUAAAAAAAAAAGACGUUAACUGUACGAUCUAUGCAGCAACUUAGUUACAAAAUCAGAUACGCAAAGAAGUUCGAUGAUCUAUUUCUUUGUUUUUAAGCAAAAAUUAUUGUUAUUAUUGUUGUUAUUUAUAUAUAAGUAAAUUUAUUGCUGUACACAUAUAAGUAUUUUCCACUUGCAGAGCUAACGCAAGAGAAGCUCUCGUGACAAUGCAAUUCACCGGUUGUCUUUGCAAUCUCCUGCAAGCAUAAAAAGGAAUUGAGCUAUGCAAGCUCUAAACUAUAAAUGCUUUAAGCUGUAUUAAAUAUGCAAUUAAAUAUGUAAAUGCGAGAAAACGCGCUUCUCUCAGAUAUUCACAGAAAUCUUUUAUCUUAUCUUUACACAUCCUGUCAAAGUUUUUACAUAAUACUCAGAUAUUUAUCACAGUUAGCACGAAUGUCAUCUGCAUUAAUCUGUAAUGUCAUCUGUAAUGUAAGAAAGGAGAUUGUAAGAUAAGAUGAGCGAUAUUUAGAGAAGAUUACGAUGUGCAUAUAAUAUUGAGUUAAAUAGUGUUUUAUUUGUAUAAUGCUAUGAUAAAUAUCACUUUCGAUUUUUUUUGUGUGUUGCGGUAAUCAUUCCAAUGCAACGUCUUUAAUUUUGAUAUUAUUUGAUUAUUUAGUCGCAGCUGGAUUGUAAAACAUCACUUUUAUUCAGCAAACUUAUAUAUUAAAGAUAAUAAUAAUUAUUCGAAUAUUGCGACAUAAUUUUACGGUCAAAUUUCUCUGUUAUAUAUGAGAAGCGUACUUUUUAUUAAUUUAUUAAUUGCAUUAUUUAAUCGUUUUAUGCUUGCAAAAGAUAUGGAAAAGAAUCCUAUACGUUUGUGUCACGAAUUACUCUUGCGGUUGUUUUCGUGCAUCCUAUCUCGUUAAUCUGGAUAUAUCUAUAUUUAAAGCGGGUAUUAAUUUUAAUAUAGCAUCACGAUUGCAUAUUGCGAAAAAGUAAAACAAACGUAGUGCAAUUUGAAUUUUGUUCACCGGGAUGCAAACAAUCGUAAAAAAUUGUUGAGGCUAAUUCUAUAUAAUCUGCUAUACAAAGCAUAAUGUUCAUAAUAUGAAUAAUAAAUGUAUAAGUUGAUUUCUUUAUUUAUUGAAUUCUGCAGAGACUGUCAUUGUCGAGCGAAAUGUGCGUAACUUUAAAUUAAGAUUCUCAAUUCUUUUUCUAUAUAGCUAUAAAAAAUUUAUUACCUUAUAUCGUGAAUCAAUUCACACAACACUGGUUUACUAUAAAAUAACAUAUUUCAUAAAAUUAUACGUAAUAUCGAUGAAAUAUUUGUGAGUUUAAUUAGGGUGAGCGAUACAAAAAUUUUCAAUUUUAAGUCGCAGUAUGGUAAAGGAUUCCAUCUCCGAAAUAUUGCACAAUAAUUGCAAGCUCAUUCCAUAAAUUUAAUUAAAAGCACCAAGAGUUUUUAGAUCUAAUUUAUUUCUAUUUGAUACACAAGAUUGUGCGUGAUUAAUAAUGAUAUGAAUAAAAUGAUCAAAGUGUUUCUUUCACGGCA
Cataglyphis hispanica is the source of this 5707-nucleotide messenger RNA. RefSeq names its product ubiquitin carboxyl-terminal hydrolase 20 (gene Usp20-33). Gene Ontology annotation, biological process: protein deubiquitination. Bases 410 to 3181 code for a protein of 923 amino acids. The transcript is spliced from 5 exons. Lineage: Eukaryota; Metazoa; Arthropoda; Insecta; Hymenoptera; Formicidae. Gene Ontology annotation, molecular function: zinc ion binding; cysteine-type deubiquitinase activity. The record is from RefSeq and is a predicted model, not a curated record.